CCACUUUGAACGCUCCCUCUUCAUCUUCUCUGAUCUUUCCCCUGCUUUUGAUCCUUGGGCGUGGGGGAAACCACAAAAUGCUCCCAGAUGCCAUAAUCUUCGGCUCGCUGCUUCCUUUCUCUCUUCAUCGCCCUCAACCCUCCUUGUCCACGUGACAAUGGCUUCCUUCAAGGACCACGUCCUCAUCGCGUUUGCGCUUCUGGCCCGAUACGCCAUGGCCACGCCCAUUCCCAAGACCCUCUCCCAAGAUAUUGGUCAAUUGUCUUUCUCCGAACUUGCACAACAGACUCUGCGUCGCAUCCUAGACUUGGGCUUCACGCGUGGUAUCUUAUCAUCUCUCCUCGUCAUCGGAUGUUUGGUCUGCAUCUUGAUUUGCGUUCUUUGUGUCCUGGUGGCAUAUGUCGAACGUGGUAACUCAGACGGGGCAUGCUGCCAAGGACAGAAUCGAGUCGAGGCCCGCGUUACUCAAGCCCAUGAAAAGGCACUGCCAUCACCCUUACAACCUCUAGACGACCACCGAAUAUACCGUUAUAGUCUCUCCACUCCACCCUCUCCCUUGACUAAAAUCACCAUCCAUACUUCGUCUGUCCGAAAAGCCAAAACAACAAAAACUUCAUCACUACUGUCGAGUCCAGAGAUGACGAGUUCAGCUCCGCUUCGCUCUGCCUUGUCCAAGUCUCGUACUCGCUUUCAGCAUGCCCACUCUCUAUUUUUUGGCACUCGGAGGAGACAAAGCCCAUAUGGCAGCGCCAAAUCUGUCCGCUGGGCGGACGAAAUUCAGAUCUCGAUCAUUGCCAAAGUACAGAUCGCCGUUGAAGAAGAAGUAGAAGGAGAAGAAGAAGCUGCCGUUGGUGAUCGGAUUGAAUGCGAUGUCGGUACUGUCAGCAUCCACGAGGCGGACCCAUACGCACUGCCUGAUGCACAGCCGUGUUUGGCUGGACACCGUGAGGUUAUGGCCAAGUCUGGUUCAUGAUGGUGAACGGCACCUUUUUCUGGCUUUUUAAUGAAACAAUCCCACUGAGGUUUUGAUGACUAGUUAAGCAUUGCGGUAUCAAGACCCAGAGAUCCUUACUCUACUGAUACCUUAACGAUUGGCGCCUUAUGACUAUGCUUGGACAAUCUCCAGGCUUGGAGUUGGGGGGUUUGCAUGGGAUAUUUGUCAUGUCCACUGCCUGUUGCAGACCACUGUUGGCUAGGAUGCUAGAUUACGUAGCCAUCUGGUAGUUAAUGAUUCAUACGCACGCAAGGCUCUAAAUUCUCGCGAUGCAUACACAA
Messenger RNA from Exophiala mesophila, 1275 nucleotides. RefSeq lists its product as uncharacterized. Lineage: Eukaryota; Fungi; Ascomycota; Eurotiomycetes; Chaetothyriales; Herpotrichiellaceae. The record is from RefSeq and is a predicted model, not a curated record. The transcript has a single exon. Bases 158 to 973 code for a protein of 271 amino acids.